AUGCCUCAGAGGCACAGGAAGAAGUACCAUGCCCAUGUGAAAUGCCACCAGGUCCAGGGGGACACUCAGUGUCCCCAGGAGGCCCAGUCCAGUGCUGCUGCAGCCUCCAAAGAGGAGUGCCCCUCCUCCCUCUUGUCUGUCCCUCAGGGUUCUCCCCCAAGCUCCCCUGCUACUGGAGAUCACCAGGAGCUUCAGGGAGCUAUGGCCCCUAGCUCUCCUGAUGCAGGGCCUUCCUGUGCAGGAUCUGAUGAAGGUGCCCAGGGCCCACAGGAGGAAAGUGCAGGUGCCUCCCAGAAAGCCCCUGCCACUCAGAGCCCUUGCAUAGAUCCUCUGACCAGGAAGGCCAGCAUGCUGGCGGAGUUCCUCCUGGAGAAGUACACCAAGAAGGAGCCCAUCUUGCAGCACGCCCUGCUGAAGGUCGUUGGCAGCAAGUAUAGGCAGCACAUCCCUGAGAUCCUCAGGAGAGCCUCUAAGCACAUGGAGCUGGUAUUUUGCCUGGAGCUGACGGAAGUCGACCAUAGCAGGAACAUCUAUGCCCUCAUCAACAAGCUCAACCUCGGGGGCGAUGAAGGUCUGAGUGAUGAGGGCAAUCUGCCCAAAUCUGGUUUCCUCAUGGUGCUCCUGGGCAUUAUCUUCAUGAAGGGUAACCGUGCCACCAGGGAGGAGGUCUGGGAAUUCCUCAGUGCAUUGGGAGUCUAUACUGGGAGGAGGCACUGGAUCUUUGGGGAACCCAGAAGGCUCAUCACCAAAGAUCUGGUGCAGAAAAAGUACCUGAGGUACCGACAGGUGCCCAAUGUCAGUCUUCCACACUACGAGUUCCUGUGGGGCCCGAGAGUGUUUGAAACCAGUAAGAUGAAGGUGUUGGAGGUACUGGCGAAGAUCCAAGAUACCGUCUGGACUUCCUUCCCAGACCUCUAUGACGACGCUCUGAGAGAUCAGGCAGAGAGAGCAGGGCUGAGAGGCAUGGCCAGGGCUCCAACAAUGGCUGAAGCCAAAUACAAAUGUAUUAAUCAUAUAAAUCACAUUGUUUGCAGUUUUAAAGUUUUGAAAGCCACAGGUUGGGUAAAUGGAAAACACAUUGAGAGUAUUGAAUAUGUUGUUCACCAUCUAAACAAGAAAAUAGAAGCAAAAGGAACACCUCCUAAUUCCUUUUCUGUGAGAUUUAGUAGCACAUUCAGGGUAGCUGAGACCACAGUGAAACAGGGUCUGCUGCUGCUUUUUGUACUGAGAAGCAGGACUGUCUGCUGUGCCCCAGGGCUCACUCUCCAUUGCUAUUCAGUGGUCUCAGGGGACAGGCUGACCAGGAGAACAGGAGCCCUGUCGGUCCUAGAGCACUGGCCUCGAGGACCCCUCAGAGGCGGCAACCAUUCAAGCCAGGGAGGACUCUCCUCGCUGAAGGUUCUCACAGCAUGUCCUUGUCUCUCCUCCAGGUGCCUUCCUGCCUGCUUUCCUGCCCGCACUCCCACCUGUGGUCCCUUGUCUGCUGUCACCAUGCCUCGGAGGCACAAGAACAAGUCCCAUGCCCGCGGGAAACGCCACCAGGUCUGGGGGGACACUCAGGAGGCCCAGGCCAGUGCUGCUGAAGCCCCAAAGGAGGAGUGCCCCUCCUCCCACUCUUCUGCCCCUCAGGGUUCUCUCCCAAGCUCCCCUGCUGCUGGCGAUGGCCAGGAGCUUCAGGGAGCCAUGGCUCCUAGCUCUCCUGAUGCAGGACCUUCAUGUGCAGGAUCUGAUAAAGGUGCCCAGGGCCCCGAGGAGGGAAGUGCAGGUGCCUCCCAGGCAGCCCCUGCCACUCAGAGCCCUCGAAAAGAUCCUCUGGCCAGGAAGGCCAGGAUACUCGUGGAGUUCCUGCUGGAGAAGUACACCAAGAAGGAGCCCAUCACGCAGAACGCCCUGAUGAAAAUCGUCAGCAGGAAGUACAGGCAGCACUGCCCUGAGAUCCUCAGUACAGUCCGUGAGCGCAUGGAGCUGGUCUUUGGCCUGGAGAUGAAGGAAGUCGACUCUAUAGGGAACAUCUACACCCUCAUCAGGAAGCUCAACCUAGGGGGAAAUGAUUGUCCGCGUGAUGAGGGGGCGCUGCCCAAGUCCCGUCUCCUCAUGGUGCUCCUGAGUGUCAUCUUCAUGAAUGGUAACCGCGCCACCAAGGAGGAUAUCUGGGAAUUCCUCAGUAUGUUGGGGGUCUAUGCUGGGAGGAGGCACUGCAUCUUUGGGGAGCCCAGAAGGCUCAUCACCAAAGAUCUGGUGCAGAAGGAGUACCUGAACUACCGCCGGGUGCCCAAUAGUGAUCCUCCGCGCUACGAGUUCCUGUGGGGCCUGAGAGCUUGUGUUGAGACCAGUAAGAUGAAGGUACUGGAGGUUCUAGCCAAGUUCCACGGUAGGGUCCCUAGUUCCUUCCCAGACCUAUAUGACGAGGCUCUGAGAGAUCAGGCGGAGAGAGCAGGGCUGAGAGGUGCGGCUAGGGCUCCAACCAAGGCUGAGGCCAGUGCCCCUUCCAGGGCCAAGUCCUGCAGCUCCUCCCACAUCUAGGGAGGGGGGCAGGGCACUUUGUUCCCUCUGUGUUGGAAGAGAG
Molecule: messenger RNA, 2566 nt
Organism: Bubalus bubalis (water buffalo)
Lineage: Eukaryota; Metazoa; Chordata; Mammalia; Artiodactyla; Bovidae
Biological process (GO): negative regulation of transcription by RNA polymerase II
Cellular component (GO): nucleus
Source: RefSeq, a predicted model, not a curated record